Molecule: messenger RNA, 927 nt
Organism: Stylonychia lemnae
Lineage: Eukaryota; Ciliophora; Spirotrichea; Sporadotrichida; Oxytrichidae
Source: the annotation of a GenBank genome assembly
AUGAAGGGGGAUGAUUAUGAGACUAAAGAUUUAACCAAAGAAUGGAACAAUGAAUUUAAUAGGUACUAUGUAUGUUAGAGCCUAUAAACUGGCCUUCAUUUCUUUGACAAAAAACGUAAAUACAAAUUUUAUGGAAAAGUUAGACUGAGCUAGUACAUUUAUGGGAAAUAAAUUAACCUAAACAAGAAUUACAUUUUAUUUAAAAUGGCAGAUGAAUUAUGGGUUUAUAAUUUUCAAAAUCGAUCAUUAUUUGGUAAAUGCUAUAUUCCUAGAGAAGAAAAAGACAAAUAGCUUAAAAAAGUUGCUAAAUAUGGAUUAGAUACAAUUUUGCCAAACAUAUUUUACUUAUAGUUUAAAAAUUAGUAUUCAAUCACUACCUAUAGACUUGAUAUUGAUAACUUAUGUCGUCUAGAAAAGAUUGAGUAAUUCAAAAACUCAUUAAGACCUGAAUUAAGAGAUUCUAAAAUGAAUAAUGGACUGUUUGUCGAUUUAUUUGCAAAUAGAAAUUUCUGUUUAUCUGUCUCUAACUACCCUUAUAAAGAUGAUUUAUUGUCUAAAAAGUAAACCACCUUAUCUUACAAUGAGAAGCUUAUUUUGAAAACUAGUUAGAUAAAUUUUAUGAAGGAAAUUACUGUAUUUCACAGAAGGAUAUACAAAAGCUAGGAGAUUAGUUUCUAACCCUUGCUUUUAACAUUUACCCAAAAUACUAUUUAAUUAUCAUCAAUUAACUCUAAAGGUUAAUAUGUGAGAUAAGACUUGUUCAAAAACUAUUAUUAACUAAGCCUGUGUGAUAGCUACAAAAUCAUUUAAUCAGACAAAGGCAUUACAGUUUAUUUUGCCUUUUGCUAAUUCUACAAUAUUCAUAUAAAAGAAGUAAAAAUUCCAAGAAAACUAUUAUAUAAAUUUGUUUAAAGUCUUCAUGAGUGA